AUGCCGAAGCAAACCCUGAGAUAUGCCAUGGUCGGUGCUGGCCAGGGUUCAUGGAUCGGCGAGGCACAUCGAAAGGCUUUGGCUUUGGACAAUACGGCCAGGCUCGUCGCCGGCUGCUUCUCUUCCAGCCGAGAGCGGUCGCAGUCAUUUGGCGAAGCUUUGGCUUUGCCAGACUUGCGUGUCUACGGCUCGCCCUCGGAGCUCGCGGAGAAAGAGGCGGCUCUUCCGGUAGAGGAGAGGCCGCACUUUGUCGUCAUCUGUACACCCAACCGCCAUCACUUGGAGCAGAUUGAACUGCUGGCCGCAAAGGGUUUCCCGAUUGUCUGCGACAAGCCGCUCUGCGAAACUCUGGCCGAAGGAAAGCAGGCCCUGGCAGCGCUGGGCGGCGGCCUCUUGGCGUUGACUCACUGCUACGCAGGAUACCCCAUGAUUAAAGAGGCCCGGUCUCUGGUCAGGAAAGGUCGCUUGGGCACGCUUCGAAAGGUUGUUGUGGAGUAUCCACAGGGCUGGCUCGUGCCAGAAGAGGGUAAAGAUGACAAGCCGGCGAUGAGUGCCUCCAGCGGCGUCUCUAGCAUGGUCGAUGUGGGCACGCAUGCAGAGCAUCUGGCUCGAUAUGUCACUGGCCUCGAGGCCAAGGAGGUUUUUGCGGACGUAUCUAGCUUUGUCACUGGAGGCCCCCGCGCGCCAGAUGACUUCAACGUGCUGAUCCGCUAUGAGGGAGGUCAGCGGGGAGUGCUGAUUGCCUCCCAGUCGUCAUCGGGGGAGCAGAACUGCUUGCGCCUAAGGGUGUAUGGCUCGGCGGGAUCUCUCGAUUGGAUGCAGGAGGAUCCUAACAUCCUUACGAUGCGCUUGCGUGACCAGCCAGUACAGACACUCCACCGUGGACAACCCUACCUCAGUCCCGAGGCACGUUCCUGUUCCCGCCUUCCACCAGGCCACCCGGAGGGUUAUCUGGAAGCCUUUGCCAACAUCUACCGCAGCUUCGCUGCUGCAGUGCAGGCACGGGACACUGGUGCGGAGGUUCCAGAAGUCGACUUCCCCACGGCAGCCGAUGGCAUUGCCAGUUUGGCCUUUGUAGAGGCAGUUUCCAAGAGUUCUGAGGCAGGUACUUGGGUCCGCGUCUAG
Molecule: messenger RNA, 1125 nt
Organism: Symbiodinium sp. CCMP2592
Lineage: Eukaryota; Dinophyceae; Suessiales; Symbiodiniaceae
Source: the annotation of a GenBank genome assembly